GGUGCCAUUGCAUCAAUCCUGGUUUCCCUCUGCGUCAGGUGACCUGGGGACGGCGGGUUUGAGGAGAUCUGAUGACACAACCGCCCCUUCCUGGUAGGGAGCGAAUUAAGAGCGGCACGUUCCUCUUCCUCUUUCACUUCAUUCCUGCACAGAGGCACGGAGGAGUCGUCGCUCGCCCGGGACAAGACUGCACGAGGUGACAGCGGGAGCCAUGAGCCUGUGGUGUGUGACGGUGGCGCUGCUGGGUCUCCUCACCCCAGCGUUGAGCACCGACCCAGGAGUCAUUGUGCAGCUCACACAGCAAGGCCUGGAAUAUGGCCGACAGAUUGGGAUCGCAUCCCUGCAACAGAAGCUGAAUUCCAUCAAGAUCCCAGACAUCUCUGGAUCAGAGGACGUUUCUCCCAUCGGCAAAGUGGAGUACAGCCUUUCACAGAUGCACAUCACAAACUUGGGUCUCCCGGCCUCCUCCCUGGGUCUCGUACCUGGCAGCGGACUCAGCCUGUCCAUCAGCGACGCCUUCAUCAGCCUCAAUGGCCACUGGCACGUCAAGUACUUGAAGUUCAUAAAGGACAGCGGCUCCUUCGACCUGACCGUGAGCGGCCUGACCAUCUCCGUCACGAUGGGAGUGAACAGCGACGAGACGGGUCGACCCACCGUGAGCAGCUCCAACUGCGCAGCCAGCGUGGGCCACGUGAGCAUCGAGUUCCACGGAGGUGCCAGCUGGCUCUACAACCUCUUCAGCAGCUUUAUUGAAAACGCCCUGCGCAGCGCCAUCCAGAACCAGAUCUGCCCCCUGGUGCACGAUGCCAUAUCAGACAUCAAUCCUCAUCUGAAAACUAUGAAUGUGCUGGCACAGGUGGACAAGUAUGCGGAGAUUGAGUACUCCUUGGUUACGUCUCCCGUCGUUUCAAAUACCUUUAUUCAGUUCAGUUUAAAGGGUGAGUUUUACAAAAUUGGCCAGCACCAGGAGCCGCCGUUCUCCGCACCACCGUUUUCCCUGCCUCAAACCAACGGCAGCAUGCUGUACCUGGGCCUGUCCUCCUUCAUCGCCAACUCGGCAGGUUUCGUCUACCAUAACGCCGGUGUUCUGGGCCUCUACGUCACAGACGAUAUGAUACCCUCAAGCUCACCGCUACGCUUGAACACCAAGACAUUCGGGGCCUUCAUCCCAGAGAUAGCCAAGCGCUUUCCCAACAUGAUGAUGAAGCUCCUGGUGAAAACACUGGAGCCACCGAGGAUCACCUUCGAACCCAACAACGUGACUCUGCAGGCCAACGGGACUGUGACAGCCUACGCCAUUCUGCCCAAUAACACCCUGGAGGCUCUUUUCAUCCUCAACCUGGAAGCCAGUGUCAGUGCUGAACUCCACGUGUCUGGACUGAACAUCGCUGGAUCUGUAACACUCAACAGAAUCAGUAUGACUCUGGGAACUAGCUAUGUGGGCCAGUUUCAGGUGAUGCCCCUGAACAACAUCUUCACCAUGAUCCUCAAAGUGGUUGUGAUACCGAAAGUUAACGAAAAGCUGCAGCAGGGCUACCCACUACCUGCCAUCAGCCACAUGAACCUUGUCAACACGCAGCUAAAAGUCCUCAAGGACUAUAUUCUUGUUGGGACAGACGUUCACUUCACUCAGUAAGCAUCUUAUCGGAGUCUCACUAUUAUGGUGGUUUUUUCUUCAAAUCUCAAAGAAAUAUGUAGCUUUUCUAUAAAUGUUUUUUCAAAUCAAAUGAUACAUCGCCAAAGAUAUGUAUAUCUUGCAUUUUAUAGAUUUUUUUUUUCUACAAUUGAUCUUUGAAAAUGAUUGAAAGAAUUAAUUCUCUUUUAAUACAUUUAUUAAUAAGUGGAAGUGAGUGCUCUGGGCUCUUUUUAAAUAAAAUGAACACCACUGAUCCAGCCAUCUUCUUCUAUAUGUUCUAAGCUUUGAAAUGAGGAAUACUGUCCUUUCACGUCUUGUAGAAUUUAUGGCAGCUUCAGUAUCAGAAUAUUUAGUUCCACCACAUGAUCU
Molecule: messenger RNA, 2005 nt
Organism: Scleropages formosus (Asian bonytongue)
Lineage: Eukaryota; Metazoa; Chordata; Actinopteri; Osteoglossiformes; Osteoglossidae
Product: bactericidal permeability-increasing protein-like
Exons: 16
Coding region: 212-1636 (474 amino acids)
Molecular function (GO): lipid binding
Source: RefSeq, a predicted model, not a curated record